AUGCUUCAAGAAGAAAUUGAGGAUGCAAUUGAAGAUAAUAAACCAUUUGAAUUUGAAUGGUUUCUUAUUAUAACAAAAGUUUAUAAAGGAGUUGAAUCUAUGGCAGAUAAAGAAUUGGAAGAGGAACAACAAAUAGGAAAAAGAAAGAAGACUAAAUUGGUAUAUAUUAUAUUUAGAUUCAGAGGGAUUUUAACAUAUAUUAAAAAUAUUUAA
This is a messenger RNA of Entrophospora sp. SA101, 213 nucleotides long. The record is from the annotation of a GenBank genome assembly. Lineage: Eukaryota; Fungi; Glomeromycota; Glomeromycetes; Entrophosporales; Entrophosporaceae.